This is a messenger RNA of Anastrepha obliqua, 1651 nucleotides long. RefSeq names its product AP-3 complex subunit mu-2 (gene carmine). NCBI's taxonomy places the organism in Eukaryota, Metazoa, Arthropoda, Insecta, Diptera, Tephritidae. Gene Ontology annotation, biological process: intracellular protein transport; endocytosis. The transcript is spliced from 6 exons. The record is from RefSeq and is a predicted model, not a curated record. Gene Ontology annotation, cellular component: cytoplasmic vesicle; clathrin adaptor complex. Bases 93 to 1340 code for a protein of 415 amino acids.
ACACUGUUGGCAUUUUAUCUCUUCGUGUUGAGUUUUUGCAAACUCAAAAUUUUGAAAAUAGAAUUUUAAUAUCGAACAGCUUGAAUUUAGAUAUGAUACACAGCCUAUUUAUUGUAAACAACAGCGGCGAUGUUUUCCUCGAAAAGCAUUGGCGUUCGGUCGUAUCGCGUUCUGUGUGUGACUACUUCCUGGAUGCCCAACGUAAUGCGCCAUUUGAUGUUCCUCCGGUAAUUGCAACACCUCACUACUACCUCAUCACAGUGCAACGCAACGGCAUAUCGCUGGUGGCUGCAUGCAAGCAAGAAGUGCCACCUCUAUUCGUUAUCGAAUUUCUGCAUCGCGUAAUGGACACAUUUCAGGAUUACUUUGGUGAUUGCUCAGAAUCGAUUAUCAAAGAAAACUAUGUAGUCGUUUAUGAAUUGCUCGAUGAAAUGCUAGACAAUGGCUUUCCACUUGCAACGGAAAGUAAUAUACUUAAGGAGCUUAUUAAGCCACCAAAUAUUCUGCGUACUAUUGCCAAUACCGUCACAGGGAAAAGCAAUGUCAGCACCACCUUACCAUCGGGCCAGCUAUCCGCUAUACCCUGGCGCCGCAGUGGCGUGCGCUAUAACAACAAUGAGGCUUACUUUGAUGUCAUUGAAGAGGUCGAUGCAAUUAUUGAUAAAUCUGGUUCGACAGUGUUUGCCGAAAUACAGGGUUAUAUCGACUGCUGUUGCAAAUUAUCGGGCAUGCCUGAUCUGACGCUUUCUUUUAUGAACCCUCGCCUGUUCGAUGAUGUUUCAUUCCACCCGUGCGUACGUUUUAAGCGCUGGGAGGCAGAACGCCUACUCUCAUUCAUUCCACCAGAUGGCAAUUUCCGUCUGAUGUCCUAUCACAUUAGCUCACAAUCAGUAGUUGCUAUUCCUAUUUAUAUAAGACAUAAUUUCUCGAUAAAAACCGGUGAGCAAGGACGUUUGGAUUUAACUGUAGGCCCACGCACCACACUCGGCCGUACUGUGGACAAGGUGAAGCUGGAGAUUGCAAUGCCAAAAUGUGUUUUGAAUUGCAUUUUAACGCCCAAUCAAGGCAAAUAUACAUUUGACUCGGUCACUAAAACGCUGUCAUGGGAGGUGGGACGCAUUGAAGUGUCCAAGUUGCCAAAUAUUAGGGGCACCGUGUCAAUCACGCCAGGCAGCACCAACAUCGAUGCCAAUCCUUCUAUUAAUGUGCAAUUUACAAUCUCACAAUUGGCUGUUUCGGGACUGAAAGUUAAUCGUCUUGAUAUGUACGGUGAAAAAUAUAAACCAUUCAAAGGUGUCAAGUAUAUUACUAAGGCGGGCAAAUUUCAAGUGCGCAUGUGAAACAGUCAAUCGAUAGUUUAAUAAAAUGUGUUUUUUUCUUUGUCUAAAAGACACAAUACUGGAAUUUAUUAUUGUAAUUUUAGUUGCUCGUAAAUAAUGGGGCUUAUGUUAACUUCAAGCAUAUUUUGCGGAUUUAGAAGUGCUAUUUUCUAAGUUAUAUGCACUUGUCUUAUUAUUAUGACUAUAAAAGUAAGAUUUCAUUUGUAAAAAUACACAAAAAAAUGUGCGAAUUAUAAAAAAUGUGCAUUGUUCCAUAUUUGUGCAUAAAUGUUGAGAGGCGCUAACACGUUGAUCUGUUCAAAUAAGGCAAC